This is a messenger RNA of Formica exsecta, 1054 nucleotides long. Its product is annotated as pyruvate dehydrogenase phosphatase regulatory subunit, mitochondrial-like. The coding region runs from base 1 to 903 and encodes 300 amino acids. The transcript is spliced from 5 exons. The record is from RefSeq and is a predicted model, not a curated record. Gene Ontology annotation, cellular component: mitochondrion. Gene Ontology annotation, molecular function: protein binding. Lineage: Eukaryota; Metazoa; Arthropoda; Insecta; Hymenoptera; Formicidae.
AUGGCAACUUCUGAUCUAGAGAAUGAUCAGAUCAUUCCGGCCAAUAACAAACAUUUGCCGGCAGAUCAUUUGGUAGGACUUAAUGAUGUAACUUCAAAAUAUACAGUGAUCAAUGUAGUAGGUCCCAAAGCUACUGAACUGCUUUCUGAGUUAUCCAAUUCUGAUAUCAAUCUUUCAUCCUUCACUUACAAGACAGUAAACAUCGCAUAUGCUUCAGACGUUAUGGUAAUGGCAUUUACACAUACGGGUGAACCUGGCUAUUGUCUCUACAUACCUUCGGAAUAUGCGCUACAUAUUUAUUCAACCUUAAUGGCUAUAGGAAAGGAUUAUGGUGCAAGAGACGUUGGCGUUCUUACGCAACGUUUUAUGAGGAUAGAGAGAUUUAUUCCAUUCUGGGCUGAAGAAUUGACACCAUAUGUGACUCCAUAUGAAGCUGGAAAUGGCUACAGAGUAAAACUGAAUAAACCAGACUAUUUUAUUGGAAAAUCUGCUUUACAACGUCAAAAGAUGCAGGGAGUGACAAAGCGAUUAGUUUUAUUUGUUCUUGAUGGUAUGGAUUUGAAUAAAGAUGUUUGGGCAUGGGGUGGUGAACCACUAUAUCGAAAUGGUGAAUUUGUUGGUACUGUUACAUCAGCUGGCUAUGGUUUUCUAACAGAGAAACUCAUUUGCCUUGGAUUCAUUAGUCUCCCUGGAGCAAGAUCUAAGCAAGAGAGACAUGUUAUUACAAAAGACUUUAUAAUGAAUCCAACAGCCCAUUAUGAAAUUGAUAUCGCUGGUACUAGAUUUCCUGCUAAACCACACAUCCAUCCAUUGCCUAUACCAGUAUUAAGUAGCAAGUUAAACCAAAAAUAUAUUCCUACUCCAGUUACCUCGUAUCAAAGUGACAUUUCAUGUCACAAAUAAUAUUUUAGUCAUUUUUAUUAUAAUUUUCAUCUAUCUGGGAUUUAAGAAACAAAAAUGUAAACAUUAUCUGUAGUUUGCUAUAUGAUAAAUAAUAGCUUAUGGUAUGUUUAAAAAAGUGUACGAGUUAUGAAAUUAAAAUAGUAACUUAUUC